This is a messenger RNA of Helianthus annuus (common sunflower), 1748 nucleotides long. Its product is annotated as probable glycosyltransferase At5g03795. The transcript has 6 exons. Gene Ontology annotation, molecular function: glycosyltransferase activity. Lineage: Eukaryota; Viridiplantae; Streptophyta; Magnoliopsida; Asterales; Asteraceae. The record is from RefSeq and is a predicted model, not a curated record. Bases 176 to 1414 code for a protein of 412 amino acids.
UAAUCUUCUUAGAGCAAGUUAGUACCCACCAAAACCAGAUUCUAUCACAACACACUCAACUUCACUCCAUCUCAUCUCCUCCGAUCUACACUCCCCAAACUCCAUCACUAACAUCCGGUAAAACCCUCACCGGCGCCGGAAUCACAACAAACUUCCACCGAUUCCUCCUCCACAGAUGUCGGCGGCGAAGCCUCCUGCAAUGCCGUUCACCGCCAUCAACACAAAACAAGCAUUAAUCCUAAUCCUCUCAACCCUAACCCUACUUACACUCAUUUACAUCUCCUCCAAUUCCUUAGGCUCCACAUAUUCGUAUCCUUCACCAACAAUAACAACAACAACAAUACCUACUGCUUCCAGUUCUACACUCAAGGAGGAUGCUGAAUUUUCGGAUGUGUAUCAUACACCGGAUGUGUUUAGGUUGAAUUAUGCUGAGAUGUUGAAGAGGUUUAAGGUGUACAUAUAUCCGGAUGGCGAUCCGAAGACGUUUUAUCAGACGCCGAGGAAGCUUACUGGAAAGUAUGCAAGUGAGGGCUACUUUUUUCAGAAUAUUAGAGAGAGUAGGUUUAGGACUGAAGAUCCGGAUGAAGCUCACUUGUUUUUCAUACCGAUUUCUUGUCAUAAGAUGCGAGGGAAGGGAACUUCAUAUGAAAACAUGACUAUCAUCGUACAAAAUUACGUAGAUGGUUUAAUAUCAAAGUAUCCUUAUUGGAACAGAACACUGGGUGCUGAUCAUUUUUUUGUCACUUGCCACGAUGUUGGUGUAAGGGCGACAGAGGGGCUUCCGUUGCUUGUUAAGAAUUCAAUACGAGCUGUGUGUUCCCCAAGUUAUGAUGUUGGGUUUAUCCCCCACAAAGAUAUCGCUCUUCCUCAAGUACUGCAGCCUUUUGCUCUUCCACGUGGCGGAAAUGAUAUUGAAAACAGAACGACACUUGGUUUCUGGGCUGGUCAUAGGAAUUCCAGAAUCAGAGUGAUCUUGGCUCGCACGUGGGAGAACGACACAGAACUUGAUAUAUCAAACAACAGAAUAAAUAGGGCUUCUGGGCAUCUUGUAUAUCAAAAGAGAUUUUAUAGAACCAAAUUCUGCAUAUGUCCCGGUGGUUCACAGGUGAACAGUGCCCGCAUAGCAGAUUCAAUCCAUUAUGGUUGUAUUCCAGUAAUUCUGUCCAAUUACUAUGAUCUGCCAUUCAACGAUAUUCUUGAUUGGAGUAAAUUUUCGGUCAUACUCAAGGAGAAAGACGUGUAUGACCUAAAGCAAAUUCUCAAGGACAUAUCCAACGAACAAUUUGUCACUCUCCACAACAAUUUAGUGCAGGUUCAGAAGCAUUUCCAAUGGAAUACACCUCCCAUUCCAUACGAUGCUUUUCAUAUGGUCAUGUAUGAUCUGUGGUUACGUCAUUCUGUUAUCAAAUACUGAACUAUAAGUUGGUAAGUCAUACACGCCUCAAAAUGUUGUUUUGAGCUACUGUACACAUUUUUUCAUUUUUUUUAAACUGGUCAUAUGUAGUAAUACAACCAGGUCCAUGUCUAUUUCUAAUCCUUUCUAAAUUGAGCUUUCGUUUGAGAUGACAUUUAGUUUAUGUUACGUUUUCUUCAUUGCACUGUAGAACUUUACCCCUAUGGUCAAUGUUUACUCUGUUGUAUGUAAACAGUUCUGUUCCUGUUUGAUAACUGAAACAGGAUGCGUUUUAUGGGACUUGUUUUUUUUUUAAGGAUGACAUGGAAAUCUAAAGUACAUAAUGGAACUUGUA